Molecule: messenger RNA, 5170 nt
Organism: Podospora pseudopauciseta
Lineage: Eukaryota; Fungi; Ascomycota; Sordariomycetes; Sordariales; Podosporaceae
Gene: CDC25
Product: cell division cycle-related protein
Exons: 3
Coding region: 859-4314 (1151 amino acids)
Biological process (GO): Ras protein signal transduction; positive regulation of GTPase activity
Cellular component (GO): plasma membrane
Molecular function (GO): protein binding; guanyl-nucleotide exchange factor activity
Source: RefSeq, a predicted model, not a curated record
CCAGGCACGAAGAACGCAAAAAACAGAGCCCAGAGGCUGCCUGCUGAAUUAACAGCCGCAGCAGAAAAAAGAGAGGUGAAUCCGCGCAGCCAGGCGCUGUCAUUCAUCAGCCUCGAGAGCCACCCCCGACGGGCCUGCGGGGGCGAAGACUCAAGACAGGACGAGGAGACCGAACGAGGACGAGACCGCCUGGGAAACGCCAAUCCUUCCAGCGCCCGCCUUUAGGACCCUGCUAAGACUCCCCUCGACCGCAAAAUUGGGCGAAUUGCACCAGUUCCCUCUUCGACCACACCUUUACGCGCAGACCAUCGAUCCCAUCCAACCAGUCACGUCCGUCAUCGCGACACUAUCGUUCCCAGACAGACCGUCUAGCGCCCCGACAGUGUCUUUCCCGCCUAGUGAGCCAUACCCGCCCGGCUGGCGGCCACUCUCUUAGUCCACUGCGGCAACGAACAGAUUGCGAUUCCAUCCCCGUUAUCUCGCUUUUUGCUUUUCGGAAUCGUUGAAAGGAGACAGAAAGAGAAGCGGGGGAGACCAGCCAGGCCGAACCAAUACUGCAUACCGACCAACCUGUCUCCGAUCUGCUCGUGCUUCCAUGCGGUCUUUCCACUGACGACAACCUCAACAUGCUAAUGGCACAGACCCCCUGCUCGGCAUUCAAGGGUUAGAAUUUCACGACGAACCACACGCACAGCUUCCACCCACAGAUCUUGAGCCUCGAUCGACUGCACUCGGCGGUGGAACAAGUAACGACUGCUCUACCACCAUCUAACCUGCCCCGCGUCAUAGGAGGGGUCCCCGUGUCGAUCGCGACGAUUUCUAUUUCACAAAUUGGAUCCCCCUGCGUCUGCUUUCCCCAUGAACGGCAUCGUGGGGUCGGCACCUCCUGGUGCCAUGUACGUCAGGGCGCUCUAUGAUUACGAGGCUGAUGACAGGACGAGCUUGAGCUUUCAUGAAGGCGACAUUAUCCAGGUCAUUACUCGGCUCGAGAGCGGAUGGUGGGACGGUGUCAUCAACGGCGUCAGAGGCUGGUUUCCUAGUAAUUACUGCCAGAUCAUUGACGAACUCCCAGAGCUUGAAGAAAACGGCGAGCCAGAACAGGUCGAGGAGGAACCUGAUGACCACCCGGAAGUAUACGAAGGAGAGUAUGAGGAUGAAGAUGGCUCCGAACUUGACGAUGUCGAGGGCCUUCCCCUCGAGGGAACCGAAGGCGACAGGCUGAGGGCCGAUUUCUGGAUCCCUCAAGCCACUCCAGACGGCAGGCUAUUCUACUACAACACCAUGACGGGCGAGAGCAGAGCGGACCUGCCACUCGAGUCUCCCUCUUCGGUGACCGAGACAGGCCCAAGAGAUCGCAUGAAUCUCAGUGUUCCCGACCGAACAAGGCCGCCGGCCGAAAUGAUUGCCAGAGGGCUGACCCGAGACGAGGAGGACGAAUCGGACGUCAACUCGGCAUCCGAAUUAGAAGGCGAGGCUCUGAUGAACAUGCGAGGCUCAGCGCCUGUUUCACGCCGAUUCCAGAUGGGUGACGGUAUUUCUCCAGCACCAUCCAUGGAUUCUAUGAACGGGCAGUCGCCGGUGACGAGAGCUCGCGGCGAGACGUUUCCAAACGGCAGCUCAGCUCAGACCCCAAUGGUAUCUUCAGCCACUGCGUUUACCAGCUCCGGGUUCAACCUGCCUACUGCUGCAACGAUUCCGCGAUCCUUUUUCGACGACGGAACGACACCUGCACUCAACUGGCCUCGUUUGGUGUCCAACAUGAAGAAGGCUAUUGACCGCUACAGGGAGGUCAUCACGAGCGGCAACAGGGCAGAGUAUGUUGCACGCGCUGAAGACAUCUCAGAUCACUUGCGCCUUCUCUUGGCAGCAGGCUCCGGAACGACCGACAACCACUCAGGCCAACCCUCGAUCAUCUCGACAAACAAGGCGCUCUACCCGCAUUUCCGUGACAUGAUGUCCAAGUUUAGCAAGCUCGUCAUCUCUUCACACAUCGCGGCGGCGGACUGGCCCAAUGCCGAGUCGAUACAAAAAUGCCUGCAGGAAGCCGACGGCGUCCUGCUAGGUGUCUUUAGCUAUCUCGAGGUUGCAAAGCAGCAACGAGGCGACGAGAUUCCACGACUGUUCCCAGGCUUUGUUAUUGGGUCGAAUGCGGGUGGCAGCUGGCAGAACAAUGGACUAGGUCCUCGUGACGCCAUCACCACCAACUUUCUCGAGGAUGAGGAAGGCCUGGUUGAACCAAAUGCCCUCCUGGAUGGCAAGCUUCUGGAGCGGCUUGAUGAGCUAAAAAGGAUGGUGGUCUCGAGCAUCCGUGAGCUGGAUAAGAACCUGCUGGUUACGGACAAGAUCAUCACCCCCUACAAGCACGAAAUGAUUGGAAAUGCUGUUUGCGCCGCCGGCAGCAAGGUACUGGAUAUGUUCAAGCCCUGGAUUGCCAUGAUUGAAUCAAUCGACCUCUCGCUGCUGGACAACACGUUCCAAACGCCGCAACUUGCCGACUUUAGCACCAACAAGCAAAGUUUAUAUGAUAAUAUCUCUGAUUUGAUUCUGGGUUGUCAAGCAGUGGCUGGUCCGUUGGCGGACGAGUGGUCAGAGGUGAGGGGUCAAGCUCUGGAGGAACGGCUGGAGUAUGUCCGAAACUGCGCACGAGCACUGGAGACGAACUCAUCCCAUAUCGGAUUCUCGCUCCAGCUUCUUUCCGAGCAGGUUUCGAUUGUCUUGCAGCAACAGGCCGAGACGCGCAUGCGGGAAGAAGUGCCCACGCGAGAGCAACCAAGAAGGAUGGAGACCAUGCCAUAUGAGCGACCGCAUCAGCGGACAGAGUCGCUGUCGCGGCCUGUCAGACCGGGAAUGCCUAUGGGGUCGCAGUCGUUUACUGAAGGUGACACCAUGAUGACGACUAACCCGUACCGGAAGGAUGACAAGCUUAAGAAGUUCUUUGGAGAAGACCCUACCCCGGUGCAGCAAACGUUGAUUGACGACACCCCCGAGUUCUUGAGGCUGGACCACGAUGUCGACCUUUCCUGGGACCUCAAGACCCAACCGCCAACGGUCAAGGGUGGUUCCCUGAUGGCCUUGGUGGAGCAACUUACACGGCACGACAAGCUCGACGCCAACUUCAACAACACCUUUCUUCUUACCUAUCGGUCGUUCACAUCAGCACGAGAGCUGUUUGAGCUUUUGGUGAAGAGGUUCAACCUGCAACCGCCAGAAGGACUGACCCAGCCCGAGUAUGACCAGUGGACAAACCAGAAACAAAAACUGAUCCGCUUCCGCAUCGUCAAUAUCUUGAAGAACUGGUUCGACAACUUCUGGAUGGAGGACCCAAGCGAGGAAGCCACGAAGCAGCUGUUGCGGGAUGUUUACAACUUUGCCAAGGACACGGUCAAAUCCACCGAGACGCCCGGUUCGGGUCCUCUGAUGACGGUACUCGACCAGCGACUGAAUGGCAAGGAGGCGGGCGCCCGCCGCAUGAUUCAGACGGUCAACCAGAACACGCCAGCUCCCAUCAUGCCGAAGAACAUGAAGAAGCUCAAGUUCCUCGACAUCGACGUUACCGAGUUCGCCCGCCAGCUCACGAUUAUCGAGUCCCGUCUGUACGGCAAGAUCAAGCCAACCGAGUGUCUGAACAAGACUUGGCAGAAGAAGGUUGGAGAGGGAGAGCCAGAGCCUGCUCCGAACGUGAAGGCCCUAAUUCUUCAUUCUAAUCAAAUGACCAAUUGGGUGGCUGAGAUGAUCUUGUCACAGACCGACGUGAGGAAACGCGUCGUUGUUAUCAAGCACUUUGUGGCGGUUGCCGACAAGUGCCGUGGGCUCAACAACUUUUCGACCCUCACAUCCAUCAUCUCCGCCUUGGGUACUGCGCCUAUUGCCCGCCUCAAGCGGACAUGGGAUCAAGUGCCGCAGCGCAUUCACGCCACCCUGGAGACGAUGCGCAAGUUGAUGGCCAGCACCAAGAACUUUGGCGAGUACAGAGAAGCGCUGCACGCUCAACAGCCCCCCUGCAUUCCCUUCUUUGGUGUUUACCUGACCGACUUGACCUUCAUCGAGGACGGCAUCCCGUCCAUCAUCAAGAAGACUAACCUCAUCAACUUUGCCAAGCGAGCGAAGACGGCCGAAGUGAUCCGGGACAUUCAGCAGUACCAGAAUGUGGCUUACUCGCUCCAGCCGGUCCCCGAGCUCCAGGAUUACAUACUCAGCAACAUGCAGCAGGCGGGAGACGUGCACGAGAUGUACGACAAGAGCUUGCAGAUUGAGCCGCGCGAGCGGGAAGACGAAAAGAUCGUCAGAGUUUUGGCCGAGUCUGGGUUCCUAUGAAGAGCGAAAGGGGGAUGCGAUAUACUUGACCUAUACAGUUUUACGACGGGCUUCUACGGUGCGAAUGUCGAUGUUGGGACGGUACAUGGAUCAUGGACGGUCGAGAUGUGUGGAUGUUCAUAUACUGUACGACAAUGGGGUCCAAGGGCGGGAUGAUGGAGCUGUCGAUUGUAUUUGACAGGGUUUUCUGGGAGCUCAUGGGGUUCGAUUUCGACGUCAAGAGAGAGGGUGGGGGCGCUUGGUGUCACUUAUAGGAGUCUGCCGAACCGGGAUAAACCCAUCUCGCCGACCAGGAAACCGUGCGGGAAGACUGGACGCCAAGGUAUCCCCGAGUCGACCCUGGAACGACGACAAUCUUGCAGCUCCGGCGAUGAAUUGCACCGACGACCGACCGAGCGAGGCCAGAAAGGAGAGGAAGAAACAAACUUGAAGGGCAGGCAGCUUUGGAGGACUACCAUUAUCUUGGUGGGAACCGGGGCAACAAACUCAUAUAUGGGCAGCAUGGUUAUGGCAUGGGAUUGGGUCGGGAAGAGUUAUUUUAUAUGGCCAAGAGAAAAGGGUAUAUGGUGGGAGGGGGAUUCCAAGGCCCCAGGCAAAUUUGAAGGGAUAUGGACAUAUGGGAGGGCUGAAGGGCUGUGUGUGUAUCUGUCUGUGCGUGUGUGUGUGUGUGUGUGGGAUAUGUGUAUGUGUCGAAUUUUAGCAGGCACAUUCAUGGAUUUUUUUUUGGCCAUCCUGGGAGCAGAGGGCAGACAAGGGGAAGGGGAAAUAGAUGAGGGUUCAUUUGCUGAUGAAUGGGGGGGGGGGAUUAAGCUAUCGGGAUUUAGAAAGCUAUAAUCUGCUUCAUACUGCUACCACU